Eruca vesicaria subsp. sativa (arugula) is the source of this 411-nucleotide messenger RNA. Lineage: Eukaryota; Viridiplantae; Streptophyta; Magnoliopsida; Brassicales; Brassicaceae. The record is from the annotation of a GenBank genome assembly.
AUGAAAAAUCUCUCAACCUUACUAUGUGUAGUGGUUAUCUUAUGUAUGAUAAGCCAUGUAUACUGCAGUUUCUGGAUUGCAAACGAACUCAAGUUGAAGAAAAAACUGUGGAUAAGCUGUUUCUCCAAAGACGACCGAAUGGCGCCAGUGAUAAAAAAUCCAGGAGAAGUAUAUCAAAGGAACUUCCGCACCAACCUUUGGGGGACAACGCGAUUCAUGUGUACGUUGAGACAAGGGCCUAACUAUAGACACACUCAGAAUUUUACAGCAUUCGAUCAGCAAAGUCCCAGUGAUAUGGGAGCCUUGUGGGAUUGGAGAGCCAGAGAAAAUGGUAUCUAUUUAAAAGUGUGGGGAGGUCCACAUAGACAAGGCGCAGUCAAUAUGCAUAAAGCGUUUGAUUGGAUUUACUAG